Messenger RNA from Bicyclus anynana (squinting bush brown), 731 nucleotides. RefSeq lists its product as uncharacterized. Gene Ontology annotation, cellular component: cytoplasm. NCBI's taxonomy places the organism in Eukaryota, Metazoa, Arthropoda, Insecta, Lepidoptera, Nymphalidae. The record is from RefSeq and is a predicted model, not a curated record. Gene Ontology annotation, biological process: multicellular organism development; proteasome-mediated ubiquitin-dependent protein catabolic process. Gene Ontology annotation, molecular function: ubiquitin protein ligase activity; zinc ion binding; ubiquitin conjugating enzyme binding.
GAUUGCUGCAGUAGGUGUGGAGUUGCCAGAAUGUCCUGUGUGUCUGGAGGAAAUGUCGACACCAAUAUACCAGUGUCUGACUGGGCAUAGUUUAUGUAGUACGUGCACUACAAAUCUGCGGCCCCCGUUUUGCCCGUUGUGCCGUCAGGCCAUGACCCAGACCAGGAAUUGGCAACUCGAAGAUAUGAUAGAAAGGGCUACUGUGCCAUGCCCCAACAAGUUGGCUGGUUGUGUAUACACUAUGGUCAACAUGGAAGUAGAAGAUCAUCUAAAGGAAUGCAUUUUCCGUGAAAUGGCUUGCCCUCUUGGCGCUGUGUUUGGGAAAUGCUCUUGGUCAGGAAAACUGAAUGCAAUGUCGGAGCACUUUAAGGAACGUCAUCCUGAUAACUUUAAUGUUGAUCCAGAUGCUGGCAUUACUAUCAACAAUACUUCGGUCACAGCUGAUGACCGUCACAUGUAUCUGGUGGCUCAAAACAAAUUCCUGUUCAUAAUAUCAUUCAAAAUUGACACCAUGCAAAAAAUGGCUUACUGGGCAGUGCAACAUAUUGGAAAUAAGAAUCUGCUCAACAGCACAUUUACGAGAUACAUGUAACCAGUAAUGAGGAUCAAAGACGCAAAGUUGUUUAUACUGAUCAUUGCUUCAACGAUGUUAUGGAAGCCAAUGAAAUAUUUCGCAAAUUCAAAUGUGCGGUAAUGCCACUUGACUUAUUGGCCCAUUUCAUAAAGGACAA